CGUCAGACAGCUCCACACCUCUUAAUCGUGAUAAGGAUGAUAAGUACCUAGGUACUUUACCUACGUAAACCCUCUCGAGCUUCCUUAAGCUUCAAUCUUAUCCAUACCUACAUAAAUCCAAUGAUAUCUCUUUAUUCUCUCACCCUAUAUCCCCAUCAUCAAAAGCUCUAUCAGGAGCUCCCCUAAUCAUGGCGCCAUCUACUACAUCUCUGCGCUCUAUAUUCGCUCACGCAAAUAACUUCGUCUCCCAAUUUCCGCUUAACCUCCCUAACCUUCUAAAUCCGCUCGGGAUUCUUGGCUCGCAAGCUCUUAUCGAUAUCGACAACUCCGUCACACCCUACGAUCCUCUUACCGGCACGCCAACUUGUCCCAUCAAUGGACCCGUAAGCUGUCAUAACACGUCUACCACCGAUUCUUGCUGCUUCAUCCAUCCUGGCGGGCGUCUGCUACUCACGCAGUUCUGGGACGAGAAGGCCCACGUCGGUGGAAGCGAGGAAGACUGGACCUUACAUGGACUAUGGCCGGAUCUCUGCGAUGGAUCAUACGACCAGUUCUGUGGAAUGGCACCCCAGUUUAACAAUAUCAGCACGGUGCUAAAACACUAUGACCAAGCGGACUUGCUUGCAGAUAUGAAUCGCUACUGGAUUGCAAACUACGGCACGAAUGACCACUUAUGGGCUCACGAAUACAACAAGCACGCUACAUGCAUCAAUACCCUCGCUCCGAACUGCUACGGCGAAGGCUACACGCCGGGCCUCGAGGUCGUCGAUUACUUCGUGCGCGCCUUUAGCUUAUUCAAGAUGCUAGACACUUACCGGGCCUUGGCGGACAUUGGCAUAGAGCCCAAUUACAAGAAGACUUACUCCCUAGCCAAGAUACAGUCCACGCUCGAGACCUUCAGCGGCGGUCGAGUCAUCCUCAAGUGCACAGGUAGACACCACAACGUCCUCCACGAGGCGUGGUAUGUGUACUUCGUGAAGGGCAGCUUGCAGAGCGGCGACUUCGUACCGGCGAAGGACAGCUUCAAGGGCAGCGAGGGCAACUGCGCAUCCCAGGUGAGGUAUCUACCUAAGCGCCACAAGUAACGUGUAAACCAUACUACACCAUCAAUUGUUUGAAUAAGUGCACGGCAUUGUCUAGUCUGGCGUUGGGAGGUUUGGGUAUGCGGAUAUGUCUGGGUAAUUAAGCUCGACGUAUAGAAGCUAUCCUAAUAUCUUUAAUCUGUUUUCAUAGUUGCGGGUUAUGUGCUAUAUAGUAAGCAUCUAUAAUCUAUUUUGAUUAUUUCAAUGUGAACUUCCGCUAUACGUUAGGAUUAAAGUAGAAUAUGUCAAGUAUCGAGUUGCUUAUCAAACCCAGUUCUAAAAGUAGAACAGAGGUAAAUCCAAGCAGUCAAGUCUUGUUAUCUUUCUUUGAGUUUAUAGGCCUCCCAAGUCAGAGCGUACU
This is a messenger RNA of Daldinia loculata, 1443 nucleotides long. RefSeq names its product ribonuclease T2. The record is from RefSeq and is a predicted model, not a curated record. The coding region runs from base 189 to 1085 and encodes 298 amino acids. The transcript is spliced from 3 exons. Gene Ontology annotation, molecular function: ribonuclease T2 activity; RNA binding. Gene Ontology annotation, cellular component: extracellular region. Lineage: Eukaryota; Fungi; Ascomycota; Sordariomycetes; Xylariales; Hypoxylaceae. Gene Ontology annotation, biological process: RNA catabolic process.